This is a messenger RNA of Zeugodacus cucurbitae (melon fly), 2758 nucleotides long. RefSeq names its product ATP-dependent RNA helicase DHX15 homolog (gene Dhx15). Bases 179 to 2368 code for a protein of 729 amino acids. Gene Ontology annotation, molecular function: ATP binding; RNA binding; RNA helicase activity. The transcript has 7 exons. The record is from RefSeq and is a predicted model, not a curated record. Lineage: Eukaryota; Metazoa; Arthropoda; Insecta; Diptera; Tephritidae. Gene Ontology annotation, cellular component: spliceosomal complex; intracellular anatomical structure.
UUAUUUACAACCAACUUCGUUUUCUUUUAUUUGCUGCGAAAGUUUGGUAUUAAACGUUUAACGCGUGUUUUUCGCGUGCAUUUUUGGUUCUUAAAACAUUCUAAAACGUUUAAUAGUGUGUGAAAUACACAAAACUUUGUAAUUUAACAACGUUCCAGCUAAGUAGCACAGUUUUAAAAUGUCGAAAAGGCGCAUAGAAGUCGGUGAAACCUAUAACUCGAAGGCGAAAAAGGAUUAUGAUCCGUCCUCGACAGCGUUUAGCAAUGCCACUACAGGUGCUCCUGCGACCGGUGCCGUAGUAGGUGCCACGCGCCAGCCGGGCACUAUGAACCCUUACAAUCUGAAACCAUAUACACAACGCUAUUUCAAUCUUUACAAGAAACGUAUUACGCUGCCGGUUUUUGAAUAUCAAGCUGACUUCAUGCGUCUGUUAAACGAACAUCAAUGUAUAGUUUUAGUGGGAGAAACUGGUUCAGGUAAAACCACACAAAUUCCACAAUGGUGCGUUGAGUUUGCACUGACAAAAGGUAAAAAGGGUGUCGCUUGUACACAACCACGUCGUGUGGCAGCUAUGUCUGUAGCACAACGUGUUUCCGAAGAAAUGGACGUCGGACUUGGUGAAGAAGUGGGCUAUUCUAUACGUUUCGAAGAUUGUUCGUCUGCCAAAACCGUGCUCAAAUACAUGACAGACGGUAUGUUGUUGCGUGAGGCUAUGUCUGAUCCUAUGUUGGAACAAUAUCAGGUUAUAUUGUUGGACGAGGCUCACGAACGUACAUUGGCAACAGAUAUUUUGAUGGGUGUGCUGAAAGAAGUUAUAAGACAACGUAGUGAUUUGAAAUUAGUUGUGAUGUCAGCCACUUUGGAUGCUGGCAAAUUCCAACAGUAUUUCGAUAAUGCACCAUUAAUGAACGUACCGGGUCGUACGCAUCCAGUAGAGAUUUUCUAUACACCCGAACCCGAACGUGAUUACUUGGAAGCAGCAAUACGUACCGUUAUACAAAUACAUAUGUGCGAAGAUAUUGAAGGUGACAUAUUGAUGUUUUUAACUGGUCAGGAGGAAAUCGAGGAGGCAUGCAAGCGUAUUAAACGUGAAACCGACAAUUUGGGUUCAGAUAUUGGCGAACUUAAAUGUAUACCACUAUACUCAACUUUGCCACCAAAUUUACAACAACGUAUUUUUGAGCCGGCACCACCACGUAAUGCUAACGGCGCCAUCGGACGUAAAGUUGUGGUAUCCACCAAUAUUGCUGAGACAUCGCUCACCAUUGAUGGUGUUGUGUUCGUGAUUGAUCCCGGUUUUGCGAAACAGAAAGUCUACAAUCCACGUAUACGUGUAGAGAGUUUACUUAUUUCCGCUAUAUCCAAGGCUUCGGCACAACAACGUGCUGGUCGUGCUGGACGUACACGCCCAGGCAAAUGCUUCCGUUUAUACACAGAAAAGGCUUAUAAAAAUGAAAUGCAGGAUAAUACCUAUCCAGAAAUUUUGCGUUCCAAUUUAGGUACUGUUGUCUUACAAUUGAAGAAACUUGGUAUUGAUGAUUUGGUGCAUUUCGAUUUCAUGGAUCCACCGGCACCGGAAACACUUAUGCGUGCUUUGGAAUUGCUUAAUUACUUAGCUGCUUUGGAUGAUGAUGGUAAUCUCACGGAUUUGGGUGCCGUCAUGUCUGAAUUUCCAUUGGAUCCACAGUUGGCUAAAAUGUUGAUAGCUAGCUGUCAACAUAAUUGCUCGAAUGAGAUACUAUCGAUUACGGCAAUGCUGUCGGUGCCACAAUGCUUUGUGCGUCCAAAUGAGGCUAAGAAGGCAGCUGAUGAGGCAAAGAUGCGUUUCGCGCACAUCGAUGGUGAUCACUUGACGUUGUUGAAUGUCUAUCAUGCUUUCAAGCAGAGUGGCGAAGACCCCAAUUGGUCGUAUGAGAAUUUUAUAAAUUUCCGUUCAUUGAAAUCAGCCGAUAAUGUGCGUCAACAGCUCGCACGCAUUAUGGAUCGUUUCAAUUUGAAACGCAGCAGCACCGAAUUUACAUCCAAAGAUUAUUACGUGAAUAUACGUAAAGCUUUAGUGCAGGGCUUUUUCAUGCAGGUCGCGCAUUUGGAGCGCACCGGUCACUAUUUGACCAUUAAAGACAAUCAAAAUGUGCAGUUACAUCCGUCUACAUGUUUGGAUCAUAAACCCGAUUGGGUCAUCUACAAUGAAUUCGUGUUGACAACGAAGAAUUAUAUACGCACAGUUACAGAUAUUAAGCCGGAAUGGCUACUCACCUUAGCGCCACAGUACUAUGAAAUGACCAACUUUCCACAAUGCGAGGCAAAGCGACAGCUGGAAAUGCUGCAGCAGCGUCUCGAAUCGAAGCAGUAUCAAAAGGGAUUUUAGUUCGAACGCUGCUGAAAUAGGCGCCCACUAAGAAUUCCGAAAGUUUUGCCUUUCUUUCACACUGUUAUCACUCUUAAGUUAAUAUAACCAACAAUUUGUUUUGUAGUUUGAAAACGUCAUUUCUUCACAACAAAUUUGAAUAAAAUUAUUGAACUGUCUAAAACAGCGCUAGCAGUUCUUUUCUAUAAUUAUAACAACAACAACAAUUAAUAAAUUGGUUGUUAUAUCCAAAUGCGCAGCAGUUUGUUAAUAUGCGCGUGUCGCGUGAUUUUGAAGUUUGCUAAAUAAUAUAAAGUAUGCGUAGCAAGAGCUUACAUACAUAUAUACUUAUACUUAUAUACAAUACAUACAUAAAAAAUAAAUGCUAGAUGUAAAAUAUGUGGCUAUUAA